Saccharomyces cerevisiae S288C is the source of this 975-nucleotide messenger RNA. RefSeq lists its product as uncharacterized. The transcript has a single exon. The record is from RefSeq and is marked reviewed. Bases 1 to 975 code for a protein of 324 amino acids. Lineage: Eukaryota; Fungi; Ascomycota; Saccharomycetes; Saccharomycetales; Saccharomycetaceae.
AUGCGUAUAGGUAUGGAAGAGCUUAGAAGGGCGCUGGCGCUGCUAAAUGGUCAAGGAUAUGAGUUUAUGGUGUUCAUAAAGGAAAAAGACCAUUUAAUAAGUGAGUCAAUUCCAAAAAACUUGUUCUCAGAGAGUUUUAUAUCAUCUUCAAUUGAAAAAAACCCUCCACUCACGUUCGAUCCAUUGGUAAAUAGGAAAAGAAUAACUGUUUAUGAAGAAAAUAUCCAACCAGCGAUCAUGCUACCCUUAGAUCAACCCCUACUAAUACAGAAUUAUCUGUAUACGGCUUUUAAAUUAUUAAGACAGGUCCCAUGCAAGGCGAUUGCUAAGUUGUGGAUAAAAAUUAUUGAGCCAAGGAAGAAAACCAGGUUUCCAUACAUUAAAGGCAAUGCUGGAAGGCCGGAAUGGUGGCCAAAAGAUGUAGAACAUAAAGAGCCGGACCACCUCCAGAAAGCGGAUCGACUGAAAUUGAUGUGCACGAUAAUUAUGAAUGUUCUACCGCAAUCUCCCUUCAGCCUUGAGAUUUUGGACGAGCUUACAGGAGUGACCGCCGCAAUGACCAUUUUUAAGAAAGAAACUGUGAAGAAAGUAAUCAUGAAAAAUGUUUUCGAAAUUGCGAAAUGCUUGUGCAACAAAGAUUUCAAGCAGAAGACCAUAUCACUUGAUGAUUUAAAUGACCUAGCCCAAAAACAGAAAAAAUCAUACCAUAGUCGUCGAUUUGAUGUAAAUAAAAUGGUUAAGGUAGAAAAAGAUUUGUUACAACAGUCAAGUGGAAGCGAUUCUUCACCCUCGAUGAUCCUUCCUUCAAAAGAAAGUGACACAGAGUAUUUCCCCAGGGAAUAUCCGAAAGACCCUGUAUCGGAGGAUUAUUCGAAUAGCAUAUCUCGAUUAGAAAAUUUAGUGGAAUUUGAUCCGUUAUUCCUCACUAAAUUGGAUGAAUUAACUAGUAGCGAUGAUUGUAAAGAUUUUAUUUGA